This is a messenger RNA of Ananas comosus (pineapple), 1353 nucleotides long. RefSeq names its product scopoletin glucosyltransferase-like. Lineage: Eukaryota; Viridiplantae; Streptophyta; Magnoliopsida; Poales; Bromeliaceae. Bases 1 to 1353 code for a protein of 450 amino acids. The record is from RefSeq and is a predicted model, not a curated record. The transcript has a single exon. Gene Ontology annotation, molecular function: UDP-glycosyltransferase activity.
AUGCGGAAGAAAUGGCGAACAAGGAAAAAUGUGAGAAGCGGAAAGAAUGAGAGAGAAGCUGCACGUGAUGGUUCUGCACGUUGCCUAGCGGCGGGGCACAUGCUGCCGAUGCUGGACAUGGCGAGGCUGUUCGCGGAGCGCGGCGUGAGGGUCUCCGUGGCCGUGACGCCCUCGACGGCCGCCGGGCUGUUGGCCUCCUCGUACCCGUCCCUCCGCCCCGUCCUGCUGCCCCCCUUCUCCUCGGCGACGGCCGGCCUGCCCGACGGCGCCGAGUCGACCUCGGCCCUGCCGUCCGCCCUCAUCUCCCCGGCCUUCAUCGCCGCCUGCGACGAGUUCUCCUCCCCCUUCCUCUCCCUCCUCCGCCUCCACCGCCCCCACGCCCUCGUCGCUGACUUCCACUUCCCCUGGGCCGCCCACCACGCCGCCUCCCUCUCCCUCCCCAUCCCCCUUCUCUCCUUCCACGGCACCUCCCACUUCUCCACCGCCGUCGCCGCCGUCCUCUCCCACGCCAAACCCCACCUCGACCCCGCCCUCGUCGACGACGAGGACGCCUCCUUCCUCCUCCCGUGGCUCCCCGACCCCCCCAUCCGCCUCACCCGCGCCGAGAUCCCCGGCCACGUCGCCAACCCCACCGACCUCGUCCGCCGCAUGUCCGAAGCCCACGCCCUUGCCCACGGCAUGCUCAUGAACUCCUUCCGCGCGUUCGAGGCCCCCUACCUCGACCUCAUGUCCCGCUUCGUCCGCUCCUGGACCCUCGGCCCCGUCCACCUCCCCCUUCAACCCCAGCCCCAGCCCCACUCCGACGUCGUCUCCUGGCUCUACGUCUGCUUCGGCAGCCUCGGCCGCUUCACGCCGGCCCAGCUCCGCGCCAUCGCGCUGGGGCUGGAGGCCGCGGGGCGCCCCUUCGUGUGGGUCGUCAAGAAGGAGCUCGACGUCGCCUCGCCCGAGUGCCUGCCUGCGGGGUUCGAGGGGCGGGUCGGGGAGCGGGGCAGAAUCGUGAACGGGUGGGCGCCGCAGCGGGCGAUCCUGCGGCACGCGGCCGUGGGCGGCUUCGUGACGCACUGCGGCUGGAACUCGCUCAUGGAGGCGGUGGCCGCCGGGAAGCCGCUCGCGACGUGGCCGCUGCACGCGGAGCAGUUCUUCAACGAGAGGUUCGUGGUGGACGUAGCCGGCGUCGGGGUCAGGGUCGGGGGCGGCGCGAAGAAGAGGGCGUGGAGCGACGACGAGGCCGCCAGGCCCGACGUGCCGGCGGAGGAGGUGGCCGCGGCGGUGAUUAUUCGAAGAUGUUGUAAUGGUGGCCGUAGUACCCCUACCCCGAUACCCAUUAUUCUCGGUAAAACCCGCGAAAACUAG